Molecule: messenger RNA, 538 nt
Organism: Drosophila navojoa
Lineage: Eukaryota; Metazoa; Arthropoda; Insecta; Diptera; Drosophilidae
Gene: nmdyn-D6
Product: nucleoside diphosphate kinase 6
Biological process (GO): CTP biosynthetic process; GTP biosynthetic process; UTP biosynthetic process
Cellular component (GO): cilium
Molecular function (GO): nucleoside diphosphate kinase activity
Source: RefSeq, a predicted model, not a curated record
AUGUGAUUUUUUAUAUACGUUGUCGAAAUAUAAUUACCAGUUGAUUUAAAUGUAUAACAUGGAAAUUACUUUGGCAUUAUUGAAACCGCAUGUUGUACGUAACACAUAUGCGGUACAGCAACUAAAAGCCCAAAUGGAAAGUAAUUUUAAUAUUUUGGCAGCUAAGGACUUGCGUGUUACUAAGCAGCUAUCGGAGUGUUUUUAUGUGGAACACAGAGACAAAUUUUUUUAUUAUCGUUUAACUAGUUUCAUGCAAAGCGGUUUCUGCUCCGCUUUUAUACUGCAGUCCGAGUCGUGCAUACAAAAAUGGCGUCAGCUUAUGGGCCCCACCAAAGUGUUUAGAGCGGUAUAUACCGAUCCCAAUAGCAUACGCGCUCUGUACGGUCUAUCAGACACGCGCAAUGCCUGUCAUGGAUCAGAUAGCACAGUCUCGGCGCUGCGAGAGAUUGCCAUAGUAUUUCCAGAAUUCGAUAUAAGCCGAGUCAAUAGUCAAUCCAAAGUAAUUAAUAAACGUUUACAUAUCAAGAAAGCAUAACAA